AUGUGGAAGUCAAAAAAGUCCGCGGAGGGUUCUGGCAAGGCCAAAAGCAGAUCAACUGGCGACCAUGACCAGGACAGAACUCGUGAGGCGCUGGUCAAGCGUGUGAAAGCAUUGAAGGCUUUGUUGCCCGAAAGUUUGCAGUCACUUGCAGGUUUGGCAAUGAUGUAUGUGGAGCACGAGAUUCUUCAGCGAAAGUACAUCAACAAUGAGACUAUGGCUUUAGAUGCAAUAUCCAGUAUCCCAAGAGCCAACUUCUGGACUAGUGAAGAUGGUUGCGCAUGGGAUAUGGAGAACUUGGCGGUAGCCAUCACGAGCGGUAAAGGCGUGAUGAGGAACCCGCUCAGUAAGCAAAUGUUCGCGACAAGGGCUCCAAGCCUUACAGACUGGCGAAGAUGUUACUGGUGGACGUGUCCGAAGAUGGAAAACCAAGUCAUCUCGCCAUAA
Messenger RNA from Letharia columbiana, 444 nucleotides. RefSeq lists its product as uncharacterized. Lineage: Eukaryota; Fungi; Ascomycota; Lecanoromycetes; Lecanorales; Parmeliaceae. The transcript has 3 exons. Bases 1 to 444 code for a protein of 147 amino acids. The record is from RefSeq and is a predicted model, not a curated record.